AUGGGACUUAUGAUGAACUUGUGCCAGAGAAGGCAUGCUAUCAACCGGUAUCAGAGGUUGCACAUGCGAGCUAUGCGUUCAGUUCGUAUUGGGCAAAGUUUCCGGACACUGGUGCUUCAUGCUGCUUCAAUGGCCUUGCUGUUCAAACCACCACUGACCCAAAUAUCAUUUCUACACCAACAAGUCUUGCUCAACAGGAAAUCAUUUUACCUGAAGCUAACAUCUCUUCAUCUCCUCAUGAGGCACAUCACUCUACUGAUGUUACCUCUUCUUCCUUCGAUGAAACAAAUAGCCAUGUCUUGCCUGAUCAGAUAG
This is a messenger RNA of Fraxinus pennsylvanica, 315 nucleotides long. Lineage: Eukaryota; Viridiplantae; Streptophyta; Magnoliopsida; Lamiales; Oleaceae. The record is from the annotation of a GenBank genome assembly.